Opisthocomus hoazin is the source of this 1809-nucleotide messenger RNA. The record is from RefSeq and is a predicted model, not a curated record. Lineage: Eukaryota; Metazoa; Chordata; Aves; Opisthocomiformes; Opisthocomidae.
UUCGCCUCGGUCCCUCGUUACGUGGAGACCUUGGUGGUAGCCGACGAGUCCAUGGUGAAGUUCCACGGGGAUGACCUCCAGCACUACCUGCUCACGCUGAUGGCCACGGCCGCCCGCCUCUACAAGCACCCCAGCAUCCGGAACCCCAUCCAGAUCUCCGUGGUCAAGUUCCUCCUCAUCGGGCAGGAUGACAAGGGGCCCAAGGUCACUGGCAACGCCGCCCUCACCCUCCGCAACUUCUGCGCCUGGCAGAAGAAGUGGAACAAGGUCAGCGACAAGCACCCCGAGUACUGGGACACUGCCAUCCUCUUCACCAAGCAGGACCUGUGCGGUGCCACCACCUGUGACACGCUGGGGAUGGCGGACGUGGGCACCAUGUGUGACCCCAAGCGCAGCUGCUCCGUCAUCGAGGACGACGGGCUGCCCUCGGCUUUCACCACCGCUCACGAGCUGGGCCACGUCUUCAACAUGCCCCACGACAACGUGAAGGCCUGCGAGGAGGUCUUCGGCCGGCUGAAGACCAACCACAUGAUGUCCCCCACCCUCAUCCAGAUCGACCGGGCCAACCCCUGCUCUGCCUGCAGCGCUGCCAUCAUCACCGACUUCCUUGACAGCGGCCACGGAGACUGCUUGCUGGACCAGCCGGCCAAACCCAUCCCGCUGCCCGAAGACCUGCCGGGGACAAGCUACAGCCUGAACCAGCAAUGCGAGCUGGCCUUCGGCGUGGGCUCCAAGCCCUGCCCGUACAUGCAGUACUGCGCCAAGCUCUGGUGCACGGGCAAGGCGCGUGGGCAGAUCGUCUGCCAGACCCGGCACUUCCCCUGGGCGGACGGCACCGGCUGCGGCGAGGGGAGAUUCUGCCUGAAGGGUGCCUGCGUUGAGAGGCAUAACAUCAGCAAGUACAGGGUGGACGGCGGCUGGGCGAAGUGGGGUGCCUACGGGCAGUGCUCGCGGACGUGCGGCGGUGGGGUGCAGCUGGCCAAGCGGGAGUGCACCGACCCGGUGCCUGCCAACGGGGGUUCCUACUGCGAGGGCGUCCGUGUCAAGUACCGCUCCUGCAACCUGGACCCCUGCCAUGCUGCAGUACCAGGGAAGAGCUUCCGCGAGGAGCAGUGUGAGGCUUUCAACGGCUACAGCCACAGCACCAACCGCCUCACCGCCUCCGUCUCCUGGGCUACUUCUAUUUCACACAGGAGAUGGCUGGAGUUGGUCCAUGGAGGGUCUUCCUCUGGGUUUGUAAAGGUGUCUCUGCGAUGUGCCUGGAAUAGAGGAUGCGGCCACUUCAUCGUCUCGGCAGUGGAGAGGGACCUGAUGGUGAAGGGCAGCGUCCUGCGGUACAGUGGCACCGGCACUGCCGUCGAGAGCCUCCAAGCCUUCAAGCCCAUCCAAGAACCCCUGACUCUGGAGGUGCUCUCCGUGGGGAAGAUGACCCCUCCUCGAGUACGCUACUCCUUCUACCUCCCUAAGGAGAGCAAGGAGGACAAGUCCUCCUACAAGAAGGAGGGCAAGACCCCACCGGACCUCAACAACAGCGUCUUCAGCUUGUCCAACCGCUUGGAUGGUGGAAGACCCAGCUACAAGCGUCCCUCCUACAAGUGGGCGGCGGGCGGCUGGGAGGCUUGCUCCGUCACCUGCGGCGAUGGCUUGCAGAAGCGUUCGGUGGCCUCCUGCUCCAAGAGCUGCGGUCGGGGUUUCAAGAGACGGGCGCUGAAGUGCUCGGUCCCAACCGGGCGCCUGCUGCCCCGGGAGAGUUGCAAUUUUCGGAGGAAGCCACAGGAGUUGGAUUUUUGCACCCUGAGACCAUGCUGA